Molecule: messenger RNA, 1062 nt
Organism: Aspergillus tanneri
Lineage: Eukaryota; Fungi; Ascomycota; Eurotiomycetes; Eurotiales; Aspergillaceae
Product: terpene cyclase
Exons: 1
Coding region: 1-1062 (353 amino acids)
Molecular function (GO): carbon-oxygen lyase activity, acting on phosphates
Source: RefSeq, a predicted model, not a curated record
AUGUUUACUGAAAGCGGCCCAUCUUACACCGUUAUUCUCUACCUCAAACGGCACUUGACCAGGUCGACUGAAAUAAUGGAGUACGAAAAUUUCUCUCGUAAGGAGCUGGGAGAGAUUUUAUCAGACUUUCUCCAAUCUAUUGACUUCUACAUGCCGCCUUUCAGCUAUGAUUUCUCGCUCGAGGAGCCUAUUAUGAGUUAUUUCGACAGCCAACCGUGGCCGCCAGCAAUUCGAAAAAAGGCAGUCGGAAUGGCAAAAUGGAUGUCAACUGGUAUCGGCAUGUGCUAUCCCUUCACUGAUAGGGAUUCCCAAAUUAAAUAUGCAAUCCAUGGCAUAUAUGUUCUCUUCAUAGAAGGCGUUCUUGAAGAGCUUGGAUCUGCAUUAGACAACUUUGCUAUGAAUCUGCUAUUGGGAAAAUGCCAGGAAUCUCCUGUGCUUCAGUCCUUUGCAGACUUUCUUGCAUCAGGACAAACUUACUUGGGUUGCCUUGGAAAUACGGUGAAUAUUAAAAGCGCCAUCGAGUUCAUCAACGGCUGUAUACUGGAGAGGGAUUUAGAUGGGAAAAUCACGCCGCCUACAGGCGCUGUAAACUUUCCCAAGUAUCUCCGGGAUAAAACAGGCUUCUCAGAACCAUACGCCCAUUUUUGCUUUCCCCAAAAAAUAUAUCCGGAGUCCAAAUAUCUGCAGACCUACCUUCCUGUCGUGCCAGAUAUUACCGAGUAUACAUGCUAUACAAAUGAUAUACUCUCUUUUUAUAAGGAGUCUAUUGUGGGACAUGAGCGCUUGAAUUACAUAUCAAACUAUGCUAAUACACAGGGAGUGGGUUUGGCUGACGCUUUACGUGAGGUAUGUGCGAAUGUAACUCGCAAUGUGCACAACGUUCGGUCUGUACUCGCCAAUCAUCCGGAGAUGCUUAAGAAUGUGGAGGAAUAUUUUCGUGGCUAUGCAGCCUGGUAUCUUAACCAAAAACGCUACAGACUUGAUGAUAUUCAAAUAAGAGGAGCAGACGAUCAGAGGUACGAGUUGACUCCUACGCAGCCCGACGGCUUGAGCAGGGAAUAG